AUGGCAUCGGAUGACAUCAAGCCAGAGGUCCAUGUCAUGCCAUCGCCCUCCCAACCAGCCGGCACAACGCGGGAUUUCGACGACAGGAUGACCACGCACAUACAUCCAGCUUCCUCGCCAGACUCGAGUACCGGCGGCGCUGCCCGUCCCGCGUCUAGCUCAACUACAGCACCUGCUGCCUGUCUCGCAUGUCGGGCCAAGCACCUCAAAUGCGAUGGACAAAAGCCUUGCCGUCGCUGCACUGGCAACGACUUGGAGUGCGUCUAUGUAGCCUCUCGCCGAGGAUACAAGGGUCCUCGAAGGAAAUACACAACCGAUCCAGUCAUCGCGGGCGGCGGCGGCGCGUCGGCCAAGAGAAUACGGCAGAGGUCAAUAGCUUCGUCAUCGGCAUCGACGUGUUCAGCGUCGAGUUCUGAUGGCAGCAGGACGCACCGUGGCAUGACCAUGACUCCGGCCAGGUCUGCGGUCGGCGCCUCUACCAUGCUAGCCGGCGAGAUACCCCUGCCAACGAUAGAGGUGGGCUGUGGCGUGCCGGAGCAGGAGAUCGGGCCGGUCUUUGGCAUCCACGGCGGCAUGAAUGGCGGCGACAUGUCCAACUCGGCCUCGCCACAGUGGGCAAACAUGAUGCUCGGCGCGUACCACACGCCGCCGCCGCCGCCGGCGACAACCUCACCAGCAAUGUCCCAGCUGUCCUACAACACGGUGAGCCCGGGCCUCGUCGGCACCCAGUUCUCCCAAGUCCAGCUGCCGACUGCGCAACCCCUCGGGCCAUCAUAUUACGACCAGUGCAUCGACGCAUUCUACGCCAGCUUCUACCCUGCUUACCCCGUCGGCCCGCCCAGGCAGCGGCUGCUCUCCCGCGCAUACAAGCUCGGCAACACGGAGCUGUGCCCGCUGAUGACGGCCAUCCGCUGGGCCGGGUCGCGGUAUCUCGAGCCGUGGCCCGGCAGCCUUGGGGGCCUGGGGAACCUGGGCGAGGUGGCCAUGCAGCAGCUCUACUCGCCCGCGUCCGCCAGGGACGGGUACCUCGUCCAGGCGAUGGUCAUAGUGGCCAUCUGCCUCGACGGCGACCUGCAGCGGGACGCGGCGCGCGCGGUGUGCGCCGACGCGGAGCGCCUCGCGCUCGAGAUUGGCAUGUACUCUGGCUCGUACGCGGCGGUCCACGGCCUGGGGGACCCACAGCUCGAGGAGUCGUGGCGCAGGACGUGGUGGGAGCUCUACGCGGUCAGCACGGCCAUGAUGAGCGUGAGCGGCGGCGGCGAUAAGCCCGUCGAAGGGCUUAUCGUGUACGACGACGACAUCGCACAAAACGGCAAUGUCAAUAUGCCCGGUGAACAGGACAUAUUCGCCACAGGGUACAGAUACCCACCUCUGAUCGCCUGA
Microdochium trichocladiopsis is the source of this 1383-nucleotide messenger RNA. RefSeq lists its product as uncharacterized. Bases 1 to 1383 code for a protein of 460 amino acids. Lineage: Eukaryota; Fungi; Ascomycota; Sordariomycetes; Xylariales; Microdochiaceae. Gene Ontology annotation, biological process: regulation of DNA-templated transcription. The transcript has 3 exons. The record is from RefSeq and is a predicted model, not a curated record. Gene Ontology annotation, molecular function: DNA-binding transcription factor activity, RNA polymerase II-specific; zinc ion binding.